AUGUCGGAAGAACCUUUAUUGCCACUCUACAAUGAUUCAUCUCUGCGGCGGUAUAUCGUUAUACGUUUCUCCGAUGUGGGUAUUAGGGAUCUAGAUAUCGAUGUCACAAAUAUUCCAUACAGUGACAUAAAUACACAAUGGUUACGGAGGAAAUGUCGAGCCCUGCAUCCAGAAGAGACAUCUAAUAGAAGGUUGAAGUUUAUAAGAAGUGGUGCAAUGUUAAAGUCGCAUAGUGACCUCUCAAGGGAGAUGAAUCGCUAUUUCAUUCAGCAUCGUGACCAACAGGAUAGUAACAGAUUCUACAUCCACUGUAUUGUGGGAAGUGAAACGCUGAGUAAUGAGCAACUUACCAAUGAGGAUGCCCUAGAUGAUGUGUCGCCGUCAAACGAGGGUACAACCACGCAAGCGAUUGGGUUCGACCGGCUUAGAGCAGUCGGGUUCUCGGAACAAGAGAUUGAGCUGCUGAGACAGCAGUUCAGACACACAUACGGCGACCUGGAAGAGGAGGCAUCGAGACACAAUGGAAAUGAAGACGGGAGUACUGAUAUUAGACAGCUGGAAGAACAAUGGAUGGAGACUGGAGUAGAUGAUGGCAGCGGCAGGGCAUUAGACGAUAAUAGAUUCAAUUCCAUAGCAGUAGCAAAUUUUAAACACAACAAGGACUUAUUAAUUGGAAUUUGUAUCGGCUUCGUUUUUGGCAUUUUUGGACUACUCCUGAUGAAGCUAGACGGGUUGUUCAAUAAAAGACAGAAAAUGUCGAUAGUAGCCGGUGUAAUAGUAAAUAUUAUGUUCAAUCUAUUUAGGGGAUUUUAG
Molecule: messenger RNA, 813 nt
Organism: Zygotorulaspora mrakii
Lineage: Eukaryota; Fungi; Ascomycota; Saccharomycetes; Saccharomycetales; Saccharomycetaceae
Gene: DSC3
Product: Dsc3p
Exons: 1
Coding region: 1-813 (270 amino acids)
Biological process (GO): protein processing
Cellular component (GO): Dsc E3 ubiquitin ligase complex; endoplasmic reticulum
Source: RefSeq, a predicted model, not a curated record